AUGGAAAUCCGGUCCCGUCUUACGACCCAAGCUGACAACGAAGGCAGCAGCAAGUAUUCAUCACUGAAGGCAUCCGUCAAUGGGGCAGCUGAGAAAAUUCUCGGAUUCACUCAGCUGUGCUGCUGUGACUGGAUCAGCAGAAGAACCCUGCAGGUGUCGGCCGAGACGACUCGAGUCAUGUCCCACCACGAGGCUUCCUUCCGCCAACUUCGAAAGCUGACAGAAAAGUUGGCUAGAGAUGACCGGCAGAAGUAUUGGUUUGAAAUGGCAACUUCUAUGGAGCAGGCUUCAAAUCUUGUUGACACUCGAAAAUUAUAA
Messenger RNA from Dibothriocephalus latus, 318 nucleotides. The record is from the annotation of a GenBank genome assembly. NCBI's taxonomy places the organism in Eukaryota, Metazoa, Platyhelminthes, Cestoda, Diphyllobothriidea, Diphyllobothriidae.